Molecule: messenger RNA, 2699 nt
Organism: Rhodotorula graminis WP1
Lineage: Eukaryota; Fungi; Basidiomycota; Microbotryomycetes; Sporidiobolales; Sporidiobolaceae
Exons: 11
Coding region: 1-2583 (860 amino acids)
Source: RefSeq, a predicted model, not a curated record
AUGCUGUACCGUCCUCGUCACGUCCCCGGAGCCGAGCGGGCGAGCUCGAACCUCCCGCCUCUCGAGCUGCGCAUCCAGCGCUUCCUCGCGCACUUCGACGCCUCGAGCAAUUGGCUACACGUCGUGCCCGGUGCUGAAGAGCCGAGGAAGGUCGAUGUCGAUCCACCGCAAACUACCGGGGCCGCCAUCAUCGUCCGCAAGGCCGAGAUACUGCUCGGCGUCACCAUGAACUCGGCGAGGGUGCCGAUGGGCACCAUGCCCGUGCUCGAGGCGAGGGGCAAGACGGCGACCAUCAAGCAUGCCGGCGAUAUCCUCGACAAGUGGACCUAUGAGGGCCUGUCCCGCGACAAGAACCAGGUCCUGCAGAGCUCGACGUGGACGCUCGAGAGUCCGUCCAGCGACUCGAAGAGCCUCAUCGUCGUCUUCAUCGCGUCAGACCAGGAAGAGCGCAAGAGCCUCCAGCUCCUUCUCGAGAAGGACCCGGAUCCCGUGCCUCUUCCGACGGCGGGCCUUCCUUCCUACGCCUCGUCCAUCUCUCAGCAUCCCUCUUCAGCUCGUACCUCGACCGCCGACGCACCUGCCACCACCUCGGCCCCGUACGACAUCCUCGACCCGAACCUGCAUGUGCGGCAGCACCGUCGGCGCGACGACAAGCGCGAGUCGGUUCAGCCGUGGGCUCAAGGCGACGAUGGCACGGUCAAGUGGACGCCGAGAUGGAGCGAGGAGGAGCACCAGGCGCUGCGACGUGUCCGGCGAGGCGUCGACAGCCUGAGCCCGCACGCGCCGCUCUACUCGCUCCCGCCCAUGGGCGGCGACGACGACGAGGGCAAGUCGAGCCGAGCAGCUCUCGACCUAUCGCAGGAGACCGUGCACGAGCUCGCGCGCCACAUCGGGUCCUUCCUGCGGUACUUGGACGCCGGGCUGAGCUUUCGCGGCCACGGGCUCGAGGACCAGCACAUCUACAUCGGCGGCUUCACCCGCAAGCAUCUCGCGGUCGAGGCGUCGCCCGACGUCGAGUCGUCGGGAGGGCGCGAGGUCCUCGAGGUCCUCGUCCACCUCAAGGGCGUCUGGCGGCGCUGGACGAGGACCAACGACAACACGCUCCUCUUUACGUUGCCCGGCGGCGAGCUCGACGGGCGAGGUCUGCACGUCCACGAGGUCAAGCCUCACGGCUCCGACCGCGAGCCCGACUCGUGGACGUUCAACUCGCGCUCGGGCCGGCAGCUCGACCUGACGAAGCGCGUCGUCGCGACGGCGUGGACGUUGACGCCGGGCGCGGCCCUGCACGACGUCGGCGUGCACGACCUGGUUUACGUCACGUUCGCGCUCGACGAGCCGCUCAAGGGCACGCACACACUCGAGAUGGGCUUCUUCAGCUCUUCAGCCGCACCUGCAGCCGGCGCAGAGGUGGACAAGGGCGACGUGAUCAAGAGCAUGAUGCACGAGCUCGUCGACCUCAAGCAGCGCAACGCCGAGCUCGAGGAGAGCCACCGCAUCGCCGUCAGGGCCCGCAAGUCCGCCGUCGAACGCGUGCGCGAGCUCGAGGACGUCCUGCGCCUCAAGGAGGGCAUCUUCGACUCGCUCGAGCGCCAGAUCUCGCUCCUUGAGAAGCAGAACACGGCCCUGCAGCUCAAGGAGGCCGAGCUCGCCGCCCUGCGCGUCGAGAUGGAGGAGCACCCGGUCUGCGAGGGCGACCUGCUCCACCGGUACGAGCAGCUCGCCGAGAUCUUCGACCUCGUCAAGGACACGCUCAGCUGCGCCGUCUGCUACGAGCCCUACCAGAAGGACGAGGCGACGUCUUUGCUGUGCGGUCACACCUUCUGCCGAACUUGCUACACGAGCUGGGAGCAGCGCUCGAUCGACGCGUUCAAGCUCUCUCCUGUGGCCGGCCAGUACCUCGGUCCCGAGUGCCCCGAGUGCCGUACGGCCGACGUUCGCCGUGGUCGCGUCCGCAUCUGGUCCCUCGAGGAGGUCGUCCGACUCGUCGACCGCGCCCAGCGCGAGAUCGCGACCAAGCCCUACGUGCCCAAGUUCGACCUGCCCAAGCCUGUCAUCGCGCGCGAGCUCGUCGAGCGCGAGGACCGCCUCGUCGAUGUCGACGGCGACGGCGACCAGGGCAUGCCGGCCGAGCUGCCGCUCACGCCUGCGAGCGUCGGUACGCCCGCCGUCGCGACCAUCGCAGGCGCAGCUGUCGAGCUCGAGGCGCUCGAGGCGCUCCCUGUAGCGGCCGUGCCCGUCGACGAGGCGCCCGAGCCGCAGCAGGGGCGCGAGCAGGAGGCGAUGGACGAGGACCGAGCCGAUGCGCCGCCCGUCGCCUCGCCACCUCUUCCUUCGCCGUCACUCGCACGCGCAGCAGUACCCGGCGACGCCUUUGCCAUCAACGACGCGCUCCCACAGCAGAUGCUCGACGCGCACGCCCGCUCGCGCGAGCAGGCGCGCGUGCGGGCUCUCGAGGACGAGGCGCGCUCGGCGCUCGAGGCGCAGCGGGCGAGGGAGGACGAGGAGGAGCGCGAGGCGAGGGAGGCGAGGGAGCAGGUGCUGUUCGAGCGCAGGAGGAUGCCGUACGGGCAGGUGUUCCGGUGACGGGCUCUCUCGCCCUUCCCUUUCUUUCUCUAGUCCCACAUGCUCUCUCGUAUCUCUCGAUUUGCUCUCAUUGUUGUCGUCUGUGCCCCCUCGCAAUUUCAUCCCUGUCCACCCUC